This is a messenger RNA of Morchella importuna, 681 nucleotides long. RefSeq lists its product as uncharacterized. NCBI's taxonomy places the organism in Eukaryota, Fungi, Ascomycota, Pezizomycetes, Pezizales, Morchellaceae. The record is from RefSeq and is a predicted model, not a curated record. Gene Ontology annotation, molecular function: protein binding. Bases 1 to 681 code for a protein of 226 amino acids. The transcript has 2 exons.
AUGAGCGCAUGUGGCUGGAAGGCCACCGCCGUCGUCAUUGCGCUCAUCGACGAGCACGCAGUCUCCACAAACGGCGCUCCCAUCGACCCCAAUAUAACCCCCUAUAACUACGGACCAAUGACGCCCCUUGAUAAGGCAACCCGCGCCUUUCGCAUAGAAACUAUAGAAGUGCUACUUGCCCGCGGUGCAAAGCCGUACCUCCGAGAGGCCACUUAUUUCAGAUCGUUCCUUUUUGACCCCGUCGUUUUCGCAAUGUUUCACGCACGGGAGUUGUUGGUGCCUUUUGUCGAGCGUGGAUUCCAUCUCGAAGGUAGUAGGUUUAUGCCCCGGACUGCUCUGGGGUUUGCAGUGCGAUUCGGUUGUAUUUCGACGGUGAAACUGCUGCUUAAGCAUGGGUCGGACGUCAAUCAGAGACAGCGAUGCAACGGGAUGACUCCGCUUCACGAGUGCUGCAAGCGGUGUGGGAAUAUUGAGAUGAUGACGGUGUUGCUGGAGGCGGGAGCAGACGUCGAUUUGUAUAAUUGGUAUGAUCUGACCCCGCUUCAGCUGGCGAUGUGUAGGGGAGAUGUAGAGGCGGUAAGGCUGCUGGUGUUAGGCUUCGCUAUUACGGCGGGUUACUGGCUAGUCAAAACUUUCAGCGGAAAGCACUACCAACUAUCAUCAACCCCGAUAUAUCCGUAA